GCAGAGCUGGAGGAGAAAGCUGAACAUCGGUUGGGUUUGGAGAGCUGGUCUGACAGAUGAGGACUAAACCUGGGGGGGACCCAGAGCUGGGGACAAGCCCGCAGGGGAGGACGGCAGAGAGGCGCCGCUUACUCGCCCAGAUCUAUGGCCAUCACAAAGGGCAGUUCUCAGGCAAGGAACAGGACACCGAGAUCCCCCAGACGAUGGGCUCCAGUGUUUCCAUGGACAGCAAGGACGAGGAUCACUAUUCUAAAUGUCAAGAUUGUAUGCACCGCCUGGGACUCGUGGUGAGAAGAAAGUUAGGGGAAGACUGGAUCUUUCUGGUGCUUCUGGGGCUCCUGAUGGCUCUGGUUAGCUGGUGCAUGGAUUAUGUCAGCGCCAAAACGCUUCAGGCCUACAAGUGGUGCUACUACCAGAUGCAGCCCAGCCUGCCUCUGCAGUUUCUGGUCUGGGUCGGCUUCCCCCUAAUCCUCAUCCUCUUCAGCGCCCUCUUCUGCCAGCUCAUCUCUCCCCAGGCUGUCGGCUCUGGAAUCCCUGAAAUGAAGACAAUUCUUCGCGGGGUGGUCCUGAAGGAGUAUCUCACCCUCAAGGCCUUCGUGGCCAAGGUAGUGGCCCUGACCGCAGGACUGGGCAGUGGCAUUCCUGUGGGGAAAGAGGGCCCUUUUGUUCACAUUGCCAGCAUCUGCGCGGCCAUCCUCAGCAAGUUCAUGUCCGUGUUCUGUGGGGUGUAUGAGACCGUGCCUGGGCAGCUUGACCUCCUGGUGUCGGCCUGCGCUGUGGGCGUGGGCUGCUGCUUCGCAGCCCCUGUCGGAGGAGUGCUGUUUAGCAUCGAGGUCACCUCUACAUACUUCGCUGUGAGGAACUACUGGCGAGGAUUCUUUGCAGCCACGUUCAGCGCCUUUGUUUUCCGAGUGCUGGCCGUGUGGAACAAGGAUGCUGUCACCAUCACAGCCCUCUUCAGAACCAAUUUCCGAAUGGACUUCCCCUUUGACCUGCAGGAACUCCCAGCCUUUGCGAUUAUUGGGAUUUGCUGUGGGUUCCUGGGAGCUGUGUUUGUGUAUCUGCAUCGCCAAGUCAUGCUCGGCGUCCGAAAGCACAAAGCCCUCAGCCAGUUUCUGGCUAAGCACCGCCUGCUCUAUCCUGGAAUCAUCACCUUUGUCAUCGCCUCCUUCACCUUUCCUCCAGGAAUAGGGCAGUUCAUGGCUGGAGAGCUGAUGCCUCGGGAAGCCAUCAGUACCCUGUUCGACAACAAUACGUGGGUAAAACAUAUGGGGGACCCCGAGAGCCUGGGCCGGUCAGCUGUGUGGAUCCACCCCAAAGCCAGUGUUGUUAUCGUCCUCCUCCUCUUCUUCAUCAUGAAGUUCUGGAUGUCCAUCGUGGCCACCACCAUGCCCAUACCCUGCGGAGGUUUCAUGCCUGUGUUCGUGCUUGGAGCUGCAUUCGGAAGGCUAGUAGGAGAGAUCAUGGCCAUGCUUUUCCCAGAUGGUAUCUUAUUUGAUGACAUCAUCUACAAGAUCCUACCUGGGGGCUACGCAGUUAUUGGAGCAGCAGCGCUGACUGGUGCGGUGUCCCACACAGUCUCCACGGCCGUGAUUUGCUUCGAACUAACGGGUCAGAUUGCUCACAUCCUACCCAUGAUGGUGGCUGUUAUCUUGGCCAACAUGGUGGCUCAGAGCCUGCAGCCCUCCCUUUAUGACAGCAUCAUCCAGGUCAAGAAGCUACCCUACUUGCCUGACCUUGGUUGGAACCAGCUCAGCAAAUUUACAAUCUUUGUUGAGGACAUCAUGGUACGGGAUGUGAAGUUUGUUUCAGCUUCCUGCACAUACGGGGAAUUGCAAAACCUGCUCCAGACCACCACAGUCAAGACUUUACCACUGGUUGAAUCAAAAGAGUCAAUGAUCCUGCUGGGCUCCGUGGAGCGGUCAGAACUUCAGUCCCUCCUGCAGCGUCACCUGUGUCCUGAGCGGAGGCUGCGGUUGGCCCGGGACAUGGCGAGGAAGCUGUCUGAGCUGCCCUUCGACGGGAAGGUGCGGCCGGCUGGGGUGGGGCGCUCUGGCGCCUGGCCCCAGGGUCGACCUGAGUCCUUUGCCUUUGUGGAUGAAGGUGAAGAUGAGGAUCUCUACGGGAAGCCCGAGAUGCCUUCUCUUCCUCCUCGUCACCCCCUUCCUACUGAUCCACUGCCCCCCGAAGAGUCCAAUGGGCCCCUGCCCAGCCACAAACAGCAGCUGGAAGCACUGGAGUCUACAGGUCCAAGACCCUCCAUCUUUCGGUCCCUGCUUCGCUGCUUGCUAGGCAGAGCUCGCCCCAAAAAGAAGAAAGUGACCCAGGAUUCAAUGGAUUUAGUGGAUAACAUGUCUCCUGAAGAGAUUGAGGCCUGGGAGCAGGAGCAGCUGGGCCUGCCUGUGUGUUUUGACUCUUGCUGUAUCGACCAGUCCCCCUUCCAGCUGGUGGAGCAGACGACUCUGCACAAGACCCACACCCUCUUCUCCCUCCUGGGCCUCCACCUUGCUUAUGUGACUAGCAUGGGGAAGCUGAGGGGCGUGCUGGCCCUGGAGGAGCUGCAGAAGGCCAUUGAGGGACACACCAAGUCUGGGGUGCAGCUCCGCCCCCCUCUUGCCAGCUUCCGGAGUACAACUUCCACUCGGAAGAACACCGGGGUCCCGCUUCCUCCUGCAGAAGGCUGGAGUCUGCCUGACGACGGAGCUGGGGCCACUGGGGCAGGGGACGUGACCCCUGCUUCCCCAGAGACCCCCGUGCCACCCCCCUUCCCGGAGCACCCCCUCUCGCAGACUCCAGCCAAGGCAGAGAGCGAGCUGGAAGAGCUGGAGCUGGUGGAGGGGCCAGGGCCCGAGGAGGAGGAGCUGGCCGACAUCCUGCAGGGCCCCAGUCUGCGCUCCACUGACGAGGAGGACGGGGAUGAACUGAUCCUUUGACUGCCUCCUGCACCUCCUCUCACGGAGGUUGUCGAGGGACCCAGGAGAGAGGGUGUACCGUGUGGGAGAGGGUGCUUCCUAAAGCUGGUGGGGAUCACAUCAAUACACGGCCUCUCCUGGGAGUUUUAAAAAAUGUGAUCCUUGGAGGAGGAGCUGGAAUUUGGGCAGAGGGUAGCCUUGGUCAGUCAUUUGGGCCAUGCCCUCCCAUCCCCAGAUAGGUGGUGGAUCUGUGUGAAGGGCCCCUGAUAUUCCAUGGGCUUCCUGAGUUUGCCCGUGUGUGGAUGGGGAAUACCUGCCUCUCCCAUGCAUCCCCCACAACCCGCCCUCCCCCUGCCCCCAGGGUUCUUAUCCCAGUGCCUUCGCGGCCUUGCCCAUCCUCCCAUCAGUUCCCCUGGGGGUGGGUUAAUGGAGACCCAGGAUGACUGUGGUCCUGCCAGAGCCAUGUUGGAGGAGGAGACGGGACCGCCUCAUGGCUUCAUGGACUGAUGGCCCUUGAAUGUACUUGCAAACUGUCCACAGCGCCUUCUCUCAGAGCCCUCCACUUGCCCAUAGCCAGUCCCUGAAAUUUGCCUCCAGACUCCAUUCUGACUCCUACUAGAAAGUGAAGUCGCUCAGUUGUGUCCAACUCUUUGCAACCCCAUGGACUGUAACCUACCAGGGUCCUCCGUCCAUGGAAUUUUCCAGGCAAGAGUACUGGAGUGGGUUGCCAUUUCCUUCUCCAGGGGAUCUUCCCGACCUGGGGAUCAAACCUGGGUCUCCCACAUUGCAGGCAGACACUUUACCAUCUGAGCUCCCAGGGUCUGGCCUCAAUUCCUCGGGCUGGAAAAGGCCAUUCCUACAUCCCCCUCCAUCCUCCAUUUAGGCAGUGAGACAUGGAUACAGAGCCUAUUCGGGGGCAGAGCCUAGAAGACAGACAGUCACGGGAAGGCUCUGUGUGGAAGGGGUGGUACCUUGUGGCUCAACAGUCACGCGGCCCUAAUGGAUUUAUUUUACUCCCUCUGGCAUCUCGCAUUACAGCUUCCUCACCCUCCGGUUUCCAGGUCACUCCCUUUCCCACUGUCGUCUUUGAUCUGUCCUGCCCAAGGGUCAGCUCUGUCCUUGAGCUGAUCUAGCCGGGGCUUCUAACCAGAACCGAGGCUCAGGGCAGCUGGGCCACUGGUUUACCCCCACGCUUCUUCGGGGCUGGUCCUUUGUAUUCCUCUUCUAGAGGUUCAGUGUUGAAAUGGCCCAGCUCUCCCACACUUGGGAAGUCAGAGACCCUUAUCCGCCCCAAGCCAGCGGCAGGGAGCCUGCCAUUACCCUGCCUUCUCUGCAAGUGGUCCCAGGUGCUCUUGAUCCCACCCCCAAGGCUUUCGUCCCUCCCUUCUUUUCAGUUCAGUUCAGCCGCUCAGUCGUGUCCGACUCUUUGCGACCCCGUGGAUUGCAGCAUGCCAGACUUCCCUGUCCAUCACCACCUCUCGGAGCCUACUUUGAUGCCCCCUUAAAAUCUUUGUGCCCAUCCCAGGCAUCCUCCUCCUUCCCGCUUCCUGCCCAGCCUGCACCGCCCCCCAAAUAAGACACUCAUAGCCGAAGGUGCCACCACAGCGUUUAGUGCCAUUGAACACAGCCUGGAACCAUCUCCCAACAGUACACCCCUUCUGCCUCCCCAGGGCCAAGAGAGAGAGGCUGCAGCCUGGGGAGGGGGCCUAGCAGUGGGCCCUGGAGCCCCUGCUCCUAUGUAUAU
Molecule: messenger RNA, 4656 nt
Organism: Dama dama (fallow deer)
Lineage: Eukaryota; Metazoa; Chordata; Mammalia; Artiodactyla; Cervidae
Gene: CLCN1
Product: chloride voltage-gated channel 1
Exons: 23
Coding region: 57-2933 (958 amino acids)
Biological process (GO): transmembrane transport; chloride transport
Cellular component (GO): membrane
Molecular function (GO): voltage-gated chloride channel activity
Source: RefSeq, a predicted model, not a curated record